AUGGUCAUGGAUGUCGCUCGUACGUCCAUGAUGCAUGCGGCUGCCCCCCAUUUUCUGUGGCCGUUUGCGGUGAGGUACGCGGCGCAUCAGCUCAACCUUCACCCCCGGGUCUCUCGGCCUGCGAUGUCCCCAGCCUUGCUGUGGACGGGGAAGGUUGGCGAUGCGUCUGUGUUCCGUGUCUGGGGAUCUCGGGCGUUUGUCCACGACUUGUCUGCGGACAAGCUGUCCCCUCGCGCUGCUCCCUGUGUCUUCCUUGGCUUCCCCACUGACGCCCCAGGGUGGCAGUUUUACCACCCCUCCUCUCGUCGUGUUCUGUCCUCCCAGGACGUCACGUUCGACGAGUCAGUCCCCUUCUACCGUCUCUUCCCCUACCGCACUCCUUCCCUCCCCCCUCCCCCGGACUUCCUUGUGCCGGUUCCCCCCCCGGUAGACCCCCUCCCCCCUCAGGUUCCUGCCCCCUCAGGUGUGUCCCAGGUAGACGCCGUUGACCCGGUCGAGGUUACUGGUGACUCUGGUGCUGCUGCGGGUGCUGAGCCUGGGGGUGCUGACUCUGGGGGUGCUGUGCGCGGGGGUGCUGAGCCUGGGGGUGCUACUGCUGGGGGUGCUGGGCCUGAGGGUGCUACUGCGAAGGGUGCGGAGCCUGGGGGUGCUGAGCCGGGGGGUGCUGUGCCUGGGGGUGCUGGGUCUGGGGGUGCUGGGUCGGGAGCUGCUGAGCCUGGGGGUGCUGAGCUGGGAGCUGCUGCGCCUGGGGGUGCUGCGUCUGGAGCUGCUGAGCCUGGGGUUUCUCCUGCUGCUGCGUCUCGCCGGGAGCCCCUCUCUCCACAGGAGCUGCGCGAGUGGUUCGCUCGCCGUUGGAGGCGUGCUGCUGAGUCUGGAGGUGCUGCUGGAGCUGGGGCUGGAGCUUCUUCGACCGUCGAGGGUGCGGGUGCUGCCGGUCCCGGAGCUGCUGGACCUGCAAGUCCUCCUGGAGCUGGAGCUGCUGAGGGCGUUGGUGCUGAGCCUACUGCUGUUGGUCCUGCCGCUGGAGGUGUGGGUGGCGCUGGUGCUGUCCCUGAGGGUGCUGGUGCUGUCCCUGCUGAGUCUGGAGCUGCCGCGCGGCCUCGGCCGUACUUCGUUCCGCUCCUGCAGCAGGUUCUUGGUCUUUCUCCUCCAGUAGAGGGUCCACCGCCUGUCCAUUCGCAGUCCCUGCUGGAGCCUUCCUCUCCACUGCCUGCUCCCUCUCCUUACACUGGUCCUACUGGAGGUCUUGCUGAGCGUCGUGAGCCUGCGUCUCGUCCCGCGUCGCCUGCUCGUGCUGCUCGCGCUAGUGGUCGCAGUUCGCGUCAGCGUCCUCCUCCUGUCCCUGGCACGCACCGGAUGUCUUUACGUCCGUCCACUGCUCCUCUGCAUGCCCCUUUGCCUUCUCCUCCUGAGUCCUCUCUUCCUGCGCUUGCCGACCCUGAGUCGGACUCUCUUCGUAAUGCCAGUCCUACUGUCACGCGUCUGCUUGCUACUGUCGUCACUGACCCCUCUUUUGAGUCCACUGCUGCGUCUGCUCUAGUCGCUGAGCUCGUCGACUUUGCUGCUCGCUGUCGUCUCGACUACGCUGCUAGUCUUGUUGCUGAGUCUGCGUCUGUCUGUCCUCCGUCCGUCGGGGGUGAGUGUGCUCUUGGCACGGACGUCCUAGAGGACAGGCAGGAGGAGUUACAGUGUCUAGCGGCUGCUUCACCUCAUCUCGCGUCUGUACUGCUUGCCCCUGAGGGAGACCCGGAUGCACUAGACAUCCCGACUCCGCGUUCUUACGCGGAGGCCGUAGAGGGUCCCUACUCCUCUCAGUGGCAGGCAGCUAUGGAUGCAGAGAUGGCUUCCUGGAAGUCCACAGGCACCUACGUUGACGCGGUUCCCCCUCCUGGGGCGAACAUCGUCAGUGGCAUGUGGAUCUUCAGGGUGAAGCGGCCGCCGGGCUCUCCACCUGUCUUCAAGGCACGGUACGUUGCUCAUGGCUUCAGUCAGCGGCAGGGAGUUGACUACUUUCAGACCUUCUCUCCCACCCCGAAGAUGACUACUCUUCGGGUGCUGCUGCACAUAGCCGCUCAGCGCGACUACGAGCUUCACUCUCUCGACUUCAGCACUGCAUUCUUGCAGGGUAGCCUGCACGAGGAGAUCUGGCUUCGCCGUCCACCCGGCUUCACUGGGACUUUCCCUCCUGGCACCCAGUGGAGCCUCCGACGGCCAGUCUACGGUCUUCGCCAGGCACCGCGUGAGUGGCACGACACACUGAGGACUACGCUUGCGGCUCUUGGGUUUGCUCCUUCUACUGCUGACCCGUCGCUGUUUCUUCACACCGACACUUCCCUGCCGCCGUUCUACAUCCUCGUGUACGUCGACGACUUGGUCUUUGCCACAGCGGACACUGCUGGACUCGCCUACGUGAAGUCCGAGCUGCUGAAGAGACACACGUGCACAGACCUGGGUGAACUGCGCAGCUACCUUGGCUUGCAGAUCACUCGGGACAGAGCACGCCGCACCAUUACCUUGACUCAGUCACACAUGGUGCAGCAGGUCCUUCAGCGCUUCGGCUUCACGUACUCCUCGCCUCAGGCCACUCCUCUGCCUACUCGCCACUCACUCUCAGCUCUGCCUUCGGAUGAGUCCGUAGAGUCGAGUGGUCCGUAUGCAGAGCUUGUUGGCUGCCUCAUGUACCUGAUGACCUGCACACGACCUGACCUUGCAUACCCUCUGAGCAUUCUUGCACGCUAUGUUGCUCCUGGGAGACACAGACCGGAGCACAUGGCUGCAGCGAAGAGGGUAUUGCGCUACCUGUGCAGUACGUCGGGCAUGGGGCUAGUGCUUGGAGGGCGGAGUCCAGUGGUCCUUACCGGCCACGCGGACGCUUCUUGGGCUGACGACCAGGCUACGCAGCGGUCGUCACAGGGUUACACCUUCAGUCUUUGUUCCGGCUCUGUCUCGUGGCGGUCUACUCGCUCGUCUUCGGUUCUCGGCUCCAGUUGUGAGGCUGAGAUCUACGCCGGGGCCAUGGCUGCACAGGAGCUUCGCUGGCUCACCUACCUGCUGACUGACCUUGGAGAGCCGCCUCGUUCUCCUCCAGUGCUGUACGUAGACAACAAGGCUAUGCUGGCCUUGUGUCGAGAGCAGCGCUUGGAGCACAGAACGAAGCACAUUGCUCUCCGCUACUUCCUUGCUCGUGAGCUGCAGCAGCGUGGUCAGUUGCGACUUGCGUACUACUUAGUGGAGCUCGUGGGGAAGAACGCAACAGCGAGUGUGGUGCGCAGCCAUGCGUCGGUUCUUCUUCUAUCCAUAGAAAACAUGCAAGGCAAGAUGGCAUUGUUGGACGAUCUGAUCGGUCGAGGGAACGCCGUGCUUGCAGUGGCUCGGUUUCCUUUGCUGCUGGCAUCCAAUGGGGAGAACCUUAAGAAGGGUUUCGGGGAACUUGUGCGAGAAUUGGAAGCGGCAAUGGAGGAGAGUGGAGGAGAGGAGAAUGGGAGGCAUAUGCUCGAGGAAGGUGCACGGAAGCUUGUGCGAGAAGUGGAGGAGGCAUUGGAGGGUCGUGAAGAUGGUGGGUUUGCAAGAGAAAGCCGGACUCCUGAAGCGCCUCAUAUAGAAGCAAGAGAAUGUGCAGCGCAAGGGGGAAGCGAUGCUGGCUGUCAAGCAGGGUCCAAGGCCUGGGCUGAAGCAGGGGCAGAAGAAGGACCAGGUUCUAAGAGCAUUGCUGGCACCACAACUUUUUGGAUCGGCGAAUCAGUCCGCGACAUGUGGCACUGCUGA
This is a messenger RNA of Closterium sp. NIES-65, 3765 nucleotides long. NCBI's taxonomy places the organism in Eukaryota, Viridiplantae, Streptophyta, Zygnematophyceae, Desmidiales, Closteriaceae. The record is from the annotation of a GenBank genome assembly.